UCAAGGUGGAGAAGCCUUUUCCAACUGCAGGUCGAUCACAGGGGCCCCUGCUACUGGCUGCAGCUCCAGCCCUGCCUCGUUCUCCACCAUAUAAACAAUCCAACAGCCUCACUGAAUCACUGCUGUGCAGGGCAGGAAAGCUCCACGCACACAGCCCAGCAAACAGCAGCACACAGCUGAAAGGAAGACUCAGAGGAGAGAGAUAAGGAAGGAAAGUAGCGAUGGAUCUCAUCCCAAACUUGGCCGUGGAAACCUGGCUUCUCCUGGCUGUCAGCCUGGUGCUCCUCUAUCUAUAUGGAACCCAUUCACAUGGACUUUUUAAGAAGCUUGGAAUUCCAGGGCCCACACCUCUGCCUUUUGUAGGAAAUAUUUGGUCCUACCGUAAGGGCUUUUGGACGUUUGACAUGGAAUGUUAUAAAAAGUAUAGAAAAGUCUGGGGUUUUUAUGACUGUCAACAGCCUGUGCUGGCUAUCACAGAUCCCGACAUGAUCAAAACAGUGCUAGUGAAAGAAUGUUAUUCUGUCUUCACAAACCGGAGGCCUUUCGGGCCAGUGGGAUUUAUGAAAAGUGCCAUCUCUAUAGCUGAGGAUGAAGAAUGGAAGAGAAUACGAUCAUUGCUGACUCCAUCUUUCACCAGUGGAAAACUCAAGGAGAUGGUCCCUAUCAUUGCCCAGUAUGGAGAUGUGUUGGUGAGAAAUCUGAGGCGGGAAGCAGAGACAGGCAAGCCUGUCACCUUGAAAGACGUCUUUGGGGCCUACAGCAUGGAUGUGAUCACUAGCACAUCAUUUGGAGUGAACAUCGACUCUCUCAACAAUCCACAAGACCCCUUUGUGGAAAACACCAAGAAGCUUUUAAGAUUUAAUUCAUUAGAUCCAUUCACUCUCUCAAUAAAAAUCUUUCCAUUCCUUACCCCAAUUCUUGAAGCAUUAAAUAUCACUGUGUUUCCAAGAAAAGUUACAAGUUUUCUAACAAAAUCUGUAAAACAGAUAAAAGAAGUUCGCCUCAAAGAGACACAAAAGCACCGAGUGGAUUUCCUUCAGCUGUUGAUUGACUCUCAGAAUUCGAAAGACACUGAGUCCCACAAAGCUCUGUCUGAACUGGAGCUCGUGGCCCAAUCAAUUAUCUUUAUUUUUGCUGGCUAUGAAACCACGAGCAGUGUUCUCUCCUUCAUUGUGUACGAACUGGCCACUCACCCUGAUGUCCAGCAGAAACUGCAGAAGGAAAUUGAUACAGUUUUACCCAAUAAGGCACCACCCACCUAUGAUACUGUGCUACAGAUGGAGUAUCUUGACAUGGUGGUGAAUGAAACGCUCAGAUUAUUCCCAGUUGCUAUGAGACUUGAGAGGGUCUGCAAAAAAGAUGUUGAGAUCAAUGGGAUGUUCAUUCCCAAAGGGGUGGUGGUGAUGAUUCCAAGCUAUGUUCUUCAUCAUGACCCAAAGUACUGGACAGAGCCUGAGAAGUUCCUCCCUGAAAGGUUCAGUAAGAAGAACAAGGACAACAUAGAUCCUUACAUAUACACACCCUUUGGAACUGGACCCAGAAACUGCAUUGGCAUGAGGUUUGCUCUCGUGAACAUGAAACUUGCUCUAAUCAGAGUCCUUCAGAACUUCUCCUUCAAACCUUGUAAAGAAACACAGAUCCCCCUGAAAUUACACUUUGGAGGACUUCUUCGAACAGAAAAACCCAUUGUUCUAAUGGCUGAGUCAAGGGAUGAGACCUUCAUAGAUAUGAAACCCAUUCACAUGGAUUUUUUAAAAAGCUUGGAAUUCCAGGGCCCAGACCUCUGCUUUUUUUGGGAACCACUUUGUCCUACCAUCAUGUGACUGUUUUUGAGCUUACUCUUUUGCUUCCUAUGAUUGCAAAGAGCAGCUUAGUUCCAUCAGUAAAAAUGCUUCUCCGCAAGAGGAAGGUCUGAGGUUUUACCCUUUCUGAAACAGUGUGUAGGCACCACCCAGAGCAUGGCAAGGUUUACACAGGGGCUCUCUUGCUGACUCUCAGGAACCUCAGGUUUGCCUCAGUUGAACAGACCAAAUCGCAGGUAGAUCAGCAACCUGAUGUUCAAAACUUGAUAUGCAGACUUUGCGAACAUCAUAAAGACUUUCUUUUUGCUCCAUGUAGGUUCCCAGGAAAGUAUAAUCAUAGUUAGUAUUAAAAGUCAGAACAGGAUCCCUUGAUUGUGGCUUGUUAUCUGUGGACAUGAGAGUCAAACUUUCUUCUCUGUAGCAAGAGCUCACGAGUAGCCUUUUUCCCCUUCCUCCUGGACAGCUUUGAAACUCAGUUUAUUAGAGAGAUCAAGUAUUUACCAUUGGGUCAUUUGCACCUGCUUGAAUCAUCUCCAAGAAAUGCUAAAUUCCCUGAAGGUUUUUCCAUGGCUCUACCUUAGCUCUUACUCCCCGUGACGUCUCUUGCAGCUUUGAGACACACGGCAGAGGGGUUCUGUUUUACUUCUUUUUAUUCAAAGCCUGCACUUUAUUAGUGAGUCUGAGGAAGGAGUGGAUGUAACUGAGAUGAGAUAAUAUUGUCUAUCAACCUCAGAUCUUUUUUUUUUUCAUAAUACUUUCAGUUCUAGGGUACAUGUGCACAACGUGCAGGUUUGUUACACAUGUAUACAUGUGCCAUGUUGGUGCGCUGCA
Molecule: messenger RNA, 2633 nt
Organism: Symphalangus syndactylus (siamang)
Lineage: Eukaryota; Metazoa; Chordata; Mammalia; Primates; Hylobatidae
Gene: CYP3A7
Product: cytochrome P450 family 3 subfamily A member 7
Biological process (GO): oxidative demethylation; steroid metabolic process
Molecular function (GO): iron ion binding; testosterone 6-beta-hydroxylase activity; estrogen 16-alpha-hydroxylase activity
Source: RefSeq, a predicted model, not a curated record